Dioscorea cayenensis subsp. rotundata (Guinea yam) is the source of this 2549-nucleotide messenger RNA. RefSeq lists its product as uncharacterized. The record is from RefSeq and is a predicted model, not a curated record. Bases 197 to 2365 code for a protein of 722 amino acids. Gene Ontology annotation, molecular function: zinc ion binding. The transcript is spliced from 6 exons. Lineage: Eukaryota; Viridiplantae; Streptophyta; Magnoliopsida; Dioscoreales; Dioscoreaceae.
UCAAAGCCUCGCCAAACCCCAGCCCUUGCUUAACAAACACAGUGCCAAGCGCGCCCCAGCGUCGACACCGUCGCCGUGCUGCCCUGAUCUCCGUCAUUCCUCUGCGCGUCCGCACUGGGCAUAGCUUCCUCCCUUUAUCCAGAGCUUUUGUAGGAAUCUCUAACUAGAAUCUCAUUGUUGGAGAAUCAAGUAUUGCAUGGAAAUAAAGGAUUCAAUAGAUGAUAUCCCAGUUCAAGAUCCUGCAGAUGAGGAGUUCUCUGCUGCUGAUUUAACUUGGACAAAGGUUGGAAAUGAGCACCAUGUUGAUGAUGUAGCUUUGAUUCCGUAUGCUCGGGUUAAUGAUUUCAUAAAUGGUGAAUGCUCCAUUGCGGAGUGCCCUACUCGAUUUCACAUUGAAAAAGGAAGGAAAAGAGAAAGGGGUAGCUUGAAGGAAUAUAAAAGUGAUGAGUAUCUUAUGUAUCGGCUAUACUGGUGUUCAUUUGGUCCUGAGAAUUAUGGAGAGGGAGGGACUAUCUUACCCAGUCGGAGGUAUAGGCUUAACACAAGGAACCGUGCUGCUCGACCACAGUCCAUGCGGGGUUGCACUUGCCAUUUUACUAUUAAGCGUCUGUACACUCGUCCUUCGGUUGCACUUAUUAUAUAUCACGAGAGGCGCCACAUUAAUAAGUCUGGAUUCAUAUGCCAUGGACCGCUCGAUAGGGAUGCUAUCGGCCCAGGUGCCAAGAAGAUCCCGUAUAUCUGCAGUGAAAUCCAGCAGCAGACAAUGUCCUUGAUUUAUCUAGGAGUCCCUGAGGAGAAUGUGUUGCAAACACAUAUAGAAGGAAUUCAACGUUAUUGUGGUUCAGAUGCAAAAGUUAAUACCCUCGCUUCUCAGUACAUACAAAAACUUGGAAUGAUCAUUAAGAGGUCUACUCAUGAAUUAGAUCUAGAUGACCAAGCUAGCAUCCGUUUGUGGGUUGAAAGGAAUAAGAAAUCUGUGUUCUUUUACCAGGAUUCUUCAGAAACAGAUCCUUUCAUUCUUGGGAUCCAAACAGAGUGGCAGUUGCAACAGAUGAUUCGUUUUGGUCAUCACAGUAUUCUAGCUGCAGACUCAUCAUUUGGCAUUAGCAAACUUAAGUAUCCACUAUACACACUCCUUGCAUUUGAUUCGAGACAGCAUGCCCUUCCUGUUGCAUGGGUCAUAACUCGGACCAUCACCAAGGAAGAUGUCACUAAAUGGAUGAAAGCCCUUGUAAAUAGAAUUCAUUCAGUGGAUUCAUGUUGGAGGAUUAGCGGGUUUAUAAUAGAUGACCCUGCUUUAGAAACUGAUCCAAUCAGGGAUGCGUUUGGUUGCUCUAUUCUUUUCUCUUUAUGGCGGGUUCGAAGAUCAUGGCUAAGAAAUGUUGUCAAGAGAUGCAGUAACACUCAAGUUCAGCGAGAGAUUUUCAAACGGCUCGGGGAAAUAAUUUACACCAUCUGGACCAGAAAAGAUUCCAAGGAAGCUCUGGAAGAAUUUCUGCAAGAUUUCAUUGACCAAAUUUCCUUCCUGCAGUACUUCAAGGCAUUUUGGAUGCCAAAACUCGAGAUGUGGCUUUCAACUGUGAAAAAUCUCCCCUUAGCGAGCCAAGAGUCAUCGGGCGCAAUCGAAGGAUAUCAUGUGAAACUCAAGCCAAAAAUAUAUGAUGACUCACAGCUUGGGGCAUUGCAGCGUGUUGAUUGGUUAGUGCACAAGCUGACAACUGAGUUACAUUCCAGUUAUUGGCUAGAUCUCUAUGCAGAUGAAAGUGGAUCUUUCCAAGAAGUGAAAGAUGAGUACGUUUCAUCCACGUCAUGGCACAGGGCGUUACAAAUUCCCGACAAUGCUGUGAUAUUUGAUGAUCGAAAGCAUCUCUAUGCAAAGGUUUUAAGCCAGAAAGACAACAGCCAGACAAGAAUUGUAUGGAAUCCAGGGUCGGAGUUUGCAUUCUGUGACUGUUCCUGGUCCACGCAAGGUAAUCUAUGCAAACAUGUCAUAAAGGUUAACAUGGUAAGUGAAAAUCUCAAAGACUACCGGCCGUCAUUGUCGUACCUAGCCUUCCAAGAAAUUCUGCUUAAUUUGUGGAGAAAACCAUUGGAUGAUUCGGUUGCUCUUGAUCAGUCGAUGGCUUGGGCCACUCAAGUGCAGGAAAAAAUUGUGAGAUUGGUUGAACUAACUACUACUGAUGAUAUCACUCGUGUAGUAAAACAGUUGCCAGUAAAGUGGGUGUGCCGGAAGAGAAGAACAUCGGUUGGCAAGCCAUCUGGUACUACUGCACUAUCGAUUGAACAGUUAACUGAAAAUGCUGCUAAAAAAAAGACAGCUUCCCGGAAAAAGACUCGUAAAAGGAAGAGGUUAUCAAGAUUUUAGGGAUGGUUUGCUACUGUCAUUGUUUUCUAUAGCCUUAAUUGAUCAAAUGUAUCUGUUUUCACAGAUUUAAGCGCCAAUUCACACUUUAGAGCUGUACAAAUACAUUUUGAAGCUGUUAUUUGUUGCUGAUAUUGCAUUUCAACAAGAAAAUCAUGUGUUGGUAACUUGGUACUCGCAUGAUAAU